AUUGGCCUCCUGGGCUCAGCCCUGGACGACUAUCGGGGGCAGUUCCCAGAGCUGCAGCCCCUUGAACGGGAGCUCAAGCGCCUGGAGGAGAUGCUGCUGCAGAAGCAGGGUGUCUUCCUCAGCCGGGCCUCCAGCAUCAGCCUGACGGUGGAGCAUGCGCUGGAGAGCUUCAGCUUCCUCAACACCUCUGACAUGGAGGACUCAGAGGGCUCCGAGGAGGAGCCUCUCCAAGAUGAGAGGAGGUCUGGCAGACCCCGGCAUGGCAGCAGGGCCCCCAGCGCUGGUGAGACAGGAGCAGAUGACACCGGCAUGUGCAGCAGCUCCGAGGCCAGCACCGACCCCAUGAGCACCGGCAAUGAGUUCCUGGAUAAGGCCCUGGUGCUUCACCUCAACAACUGCAAUCGCUUGCUGCUGAAGCUGGGCACUUUUGGUCCCCUACGGUGCCGGGAGAUGUAUGCCCUGGACAGGCUGCUGCGGGAGGCGCAGGUGCUGGAGAUUGUGUGCCAGCUGACGGAGGAGCGAGCGGGAGCAGCCAGCUCUGCUGCUGAAGUGGUGCAGUUCUCAACACGGAAGGAGGGUGUGCUGCCCCUUUGGGACUGCUGCGUGGAGGUGCCCAACAUCUACACCUGCCCUGUGGAGCGGUUCCUGCAGGUGCUCAGCACCCAGUAUGCGGCACCCAUCAGCGAGCGGCACCCUGGCCUGGCUGAUGCCGUGUGUGUGAAACUGGUUGUGCUCCCCGUGCGCGCCGGCAGUGCGCAUGGCGAGCAGGUCACCAUCUUCCAGUACUGGAGCCACUUUGAGUCGCUUGGUGCCCUGGUGCUCGACACCUACGUGAUGGAGCUGGCAGAGGAAGCACUGCUGGCGCAGAACCUCAACUCGGACGACCAGGACGUGGUGUUGCGUGCCCUGAAGCGCGUGCCCGAGGGCCGCCUGAAGAAGGAGGGACUGAAGGCGCUGAGCCUGCUCCUUGUGGAGGGCAACAGCAAGGUGGUGAGCGCUGUGUCGGCCCAGCUCCGCAGUCUGGCGGAAAACCCACGCUUCCGCCAACGGGCCCUCGUGUGCUACCUGGAGCAGUUGGAGGAUGAGGAGGUGCAGACGCGCGUGGCAGGGUGCGCGGCGCUGGGCUGCCUGAAGGCCAAGGAGAGCAUCGAGCAGCUGGUUUACCUGUGCCAAACCGACAAGGAGCCUGUGCGUGAGGCAGCCAAGCAGAGCCUGAUGCUGUGUGGGGAAGAUGGUAAAUCAGCUCACCGGCGGCUGGAGGAGACCCUGGACAGCCUCCCAAGGAUCUUUGCCCCAGCCAGCAUGGCCAGUACAGCUUUCUGAGACGCCACGCAAACCCACCUGCCAUCCCUUGAGGGCAAAGGCACCGCUGGGCCGCCCGAGCUUGCACGGACUGGGGCCAGCCGCAACCCGGCAGCUCCUGCUCUUGGCAGCACACUUCAGUACUCCCCCCGCCGGCAGCUCGCCACGGCCGCACACUGCCUUAUGGAGCACCGCUUCCCCUGCACCCAGCCACCAGUCCUGUGGGGUGCCACGUACGCACCCCUGGGCAGGGGGGGUUUGCUGCACAUCCCACCCUCUGAUUGCUA
Messenger RNA from Pelecanus crispus (Dalmatian pelican), 1589 nucleotides. Lineage: Eukaryota; Metazoa; Chordata; Aves; Pelecaniformes; Pelecanidae. The record is from RefSeq and is a predicted model, not a curated record.